Messenger RNA from Chara braunii, 2687 nucleotides. The record is from the annotation of a GenBank genome assembly. NCBI's taxonomy places the organism in Eukaryota, Viridiplantae, Streptophyta, Charophyceae, Charales, Characeae.
GUCCAUGACAUGUAGGAGUCGUGAUGGAUGAUCAGGGGGGAAGUACGAGAAUGAUGAUUUCCAGUGAGGAAGCAGCUGAGCUUAUCCCGUUAGAGCAGUACGUAUCACUAGGAUAUCCGGGGCUGGGAAUGAUUGGGACAAUUCGACCGGAACUCGAGUCCAGAGAUGUCGCCGAGUGGCGACCCUCGUCGAGCGAAAUGGAGACGGGAGGCCCUACCUUUGUUACAGGAGAAAUCGAUGUCCUUGAGGUUACCCAAGCACUGGAUCAUCGAAUCCCUCUCCCAAUCGGCCACCUACUCUCCAUCUCGGAACAGGCGAACGAACGUAUGAUGCAGCAUUGCAAAGCGAACCGGAAGCGAUUCGCCCUUGCACGCGCAAAAGAUCAGAAGGCGAAAGCGCCGCCUUCGGAGGAAAAGGCGGACGUCGCCCCUGAUCCUAUCCGAGUCGGAUUAAUACAGAAAGAUAACCACUUUCUUCGGAUCAAGCCGAUUCCGUGGAAGUCAGCCGAAUGUGAUAUUGAAGUCUGGGGAAUGCCGUAUAGUGCGAUCAUAGAUUCAGGAGCGGCUGUCCUAGCAAUAUCACUCCGAGUAGUCGAGAGAGCGGGUAGGAAGAAUGAUUUGAUUAUGCUAACCGAGAAGGACCAGCUCGUAUCGGCUGACGAGGAGAAGAUCAAGACAGUAGGACGUAUGACGAACGUCGCAUUCCGAUUGGGAAAAGUGCAUGCUUUAGGAGAUGUCGUGGUGCUGGAUGUGAAUACAUAUGACGUUCUGUUCGGGCUUCCUGCAUUAGUGGCACUACGCGCUAAUUUGGACUUCGAACGCCGAUCCGUCGUUCUCCGGAAUACCGGGGGAAAGCCGUAUGUAAUAACUCUUCGAACGUCGGUUAAGUCCGAUCUUCAUCCCCACCUCUCCUUCUGUAUAGAUCCUCUGGUUGUUCCCCUCAUCGAUCCCUCUCAGUGGGACGCGUGGCGCGGAGACUAUAUCGAACUCUCACCGUGUUUGGCGGAAGUACGGGUGACGUGGACGAGGGACGAGAGCAAUUAUCCGCGGUCUGAGCGAUUGGAGAUCCUUUGGAUUCAGGCGUGGCGGACGGAAGUAGAAGGGGACCUUCUCGGUUUUCUAUUCGGGGCAGUGCGUCCAGGCUGUCUGAGGCUUCUCACCCAGGAGCUUACGGUCCCAAUUGCGCAGCUGGCCGACCAUCUUGACGUCAGCAUUGUCUCCCAGGUCGACCCGCGCUUGGUGCCCCACGUCACCUCGCGCACGCUGUCACUGUAUCUUCAGUGGUCAGCUUGCGUGGAAGGCUUCCCAUCGAGAAUUCCGCCUUCACGGUUGGAUUAUUUGGAUCCGCGCGACAUCGUGGAUCCCGCUUUCUAUAGACCGCCGUACGAGGACGAAGUGGAGGAGAUAAUCCGCGAGGAGCUCGCGGAAGAAAGUUCGGAGGAAGAGGAGGAGAAUCUGAACGAAGACGAAGGGGAGCCGGCACAACAACAAGAAGGAGACGAAGACGAGCUCCUGCAAACGGAGAGCGAAGAAGAAGCAGAAGAAGAAGACAGCGAGCAGGGGAGCGGUGAUGACAACGACGAGGAGCAGGCCAACGAGGAUUCCCAGCUAGAAAUUGCGUCGGUUGCUGAUCUUCCGAUCAGCAACGAUCCAACGCUCGACCCGGAGCCACCUCAACCAGACGACGGCCAUGUGGCCCAGGUGGCUAGGCCGUCCGCUCGCCGGCCUCCUUCCCCACCGCGACUGUUAGCGAAGACCCUUGCGAGGAGGAUGGCUCGCUCCCUUCCGGACCUAAUAGGCGGAGACCAGGGGGCGUUCGUGCAAGGACGGUCCAUCUUCAAUAACAUUGUCACUGCCAUUGAAGUCUUGGAGGUGGUACAGUCGGAGAGCUUGGACACAGCAGUACUCCUCCUCGACCUCGAGAAGGCGUAUGACAAGGUUGGAUGGACCUUUGUACUUACAACACUGAGACACAUGGGUUUCGGCGACGGUUUCUGCAGGAGUUGUUGUUCACAGCCAGGGCAGGGGCAGUGUGUCAAUUGCAGCCAGAGGAAUGAGCAGGUAUGUCUUCAGCCAAGCAGCUUGGCCAUGCUGCGCCUCGGAGGCUUGGCUCACGUUCUGAGACUGCACCUUCCGCUGGACCGGCCGGUUGGGGUGCAGUGGUAUGCUGGGAUAGUACAUGAUUGUGACGUAAAGGCAGAUCAGGGAGUUGCCUUUCGCUGGGUGCAGGGUGAUGACCAAUACUCAGGCUCGACAGGCGUAUUUGGCCAGAUUCAAGCAGUUAGCUUAUUUCCAAUUACCAGAUCGAUGAUUCCCCCUGACAUGGAUGGGAAGUAUGACGUAGACAUAAUUGUUGGGGAAGAUAUUUUCAGAUCCGGACGCAGAGGUAGGCCACAGCGACAGUACAAGGUGGAGCAAGCUCUCAAUAUGAAGAAAUGUGACAAGUGCCUGUUGGAGCACUACGAGGCCUCACUUGUUUGUCCAUCCUGCAAGGAAAGCAAAAACGAACAGCGGGAACACAAUGCUCGAAUAGAGGCGAUGAUGAGGUCGAUGCGACCGAUAGCGAUCUUGGAAUUGCUCUUUUGCGUGCUGGUUGGCCUUACUCUUGUCCUAUUUGGCAAAGAAUACUGAUGCUGAUUCUUCUGUGAUUUAAUUGUGUGCCUUGCCCAACAAAACUCGGCAUGGGGU